Ustilaginoidea virens is the source of this 1734-nucleotide messenger RNA. RefSeq lists its product as uncharacterized. Gene Ontology annotation, cellular component: nuclear chromosome. The coding region runs from base 1 to 1734 and encodes 577 amino acids. The record is from RefSeq and is a predicted model, not a curated record. NCBI's taxonomy places the organism in Eukaryota, Fungi, Ascomycota, Sordariomycetes, Hypocreales, Clavicipitaceae. Gene Ontology annotation, molecular function: DNA-binding transcription factor activity; DNA binding. The transcript is spliced from 2 exons. Gene Ontology annotation, biological process: positive regulation of transcription by RNA polymerase II; meiotic cell cycle.
AUGGAUAGAUACAAUCAAGAAAGCAGCACCUCGUCUCUCACGAUUGAUGCCCCCGAGGCCUCACCACUCUUGAGCCUGUUCCAGCCCAAUAACGGUUUGGCCGCCAGUUCCAGCUAUACAAACGACUCGAACGGCUUCUAUCCCGCCAGUGGGUCAAUCUUCACUCCAGAUGGCAGGUUGCGUCUAGGUUCCAAUACUACACCAUCGACGGGCAUGGCACAUGUCCAGCUUCACAACCAUCGUACCACGACCUUGCCGCACCUUGGACCUCACAUCAACUCUCGAGAUCAGUUCACAAGCCCAGUCACACCAUUUCCGAGGCGGCUGUCGGAUCACUUCUCGAGAACAUCUCCGUUCCCGGUUUCCAGAAGGCAGCCAUUGAAUGGUUACACACCGCCCACCACCAGGAUGGAAUCUCAUCAGUACACGCAAAGGACUGGUCAAAACGAGGUUCCUCCCCUGCUGCCAAUCGAGAUGCUGGGCAACUUGCAAUACAUGGACCCCGGGAUGACUGCCAUCAAAGUAGACAUUUCCGGGGUCAUUGACAAGGGCCCGUUUCUGUCUUCGGAUCGCGAAUGGACGUGCUAUCGGAGGAACUACCUGGCGUGCAUCUGCUCCUACACGCUCAGCCCCAACUUCACCGCCGUUCCGAUCCAGUUCACGCCUACGACGCCGUCGGAGACGAGCGCCUCUCAGACGUACCAGGUGUAUGGCUUCGCCAUGUGCAUCUCCGCCGUGGUGGCGGACAACGAGCAGCACAACAUCGAGCUCGUCCAGCACACGCCCAAGAGAGACAAGGGGCCGAUUUCCAAGCCGAACAAGACGCCCCUCGCGCCCAAGACGACGUCGACGCACGGAACGCUUCACCUGUACGGGGAUGGCUCAGGCCUGGGAGGCGCCAGGUCCCUCUACUCGGACGGAUUCGGCGGCCAGCAGCAGGGCGUGGGCGUGAGCGUGGGCGUGGGCGUCGGCCAACAGAUGCCGACCGAGCACACCUUUGAGCGCAUCCAGUUCAAGCAAGCGACCCAGAACAACGGCAAGAGAAGGGCGGCGCAGCAGUACUAUCACCUGGUGGUGGAGUUGUGGGCAGACGUGGGCACGCAGUCGACCGAUCAGUUUGUCAAGGUAGCAUUUCGAAAGUCGGCCAAGAUGAUUGUGCGCGGACGGUCACCCGGGCACUACCAGAACGAGAGGCGCAACAGCCACGGAAACGGCACGAGCGGUGCGGCCAGCAGCGCAGGAUACAGGCCCAUGGGGCCCAUGGGCGAUUUCGCCAAUGGAUCCGGCAUGGCUGGGACGGGACUCGGCUACGGCUCUGGCUACGACAGUCGUGGCACCAAUUACAACAAUGUUAGGCACCAAGAGAUGUCGCCAGAGAGCAUCUUCUCCUCGGGCGACGACAAGCCGUCCAAUAAGGCGUACCAGUACUAUACGCCAACCUCCUACGAAAACCACAGUGACCGAGUCGACCUGUUUGGCCACAGGAAUGCGGCCGACAGCACCCUGCACUCGUCAACCGCCACCAGCGGCCGCAAGGUCAAGCCAGAGCUCGACUUUAACCUGCUGCCCAGCCCUUUUAGCGGCGGAGGAGCACGGACCGAUGAUCAUCACCAUCAUCAUCAUCAUCAUCAUCAGCAGCAGCAGCAGCAGCAUCGAGACCGUUUCGACAGCCGCGCGACGACGGGAGGAUUCUACCCGUCUAUCGUUUCCCCGACCGGCCUGGGCGCAAUUUGA